Staurois parvus is the source of this 340-nucleotide messenger RNA. NCBI's taxonomy places the organism in Eukaryota, Metazoa, Chordata, Amphibia, Anura, Ranidae. The record is from the annotation of a GenBank genome assembly.
AUCUCCAACGAUGCAGGCGCCACACUCCUUUUUGUCACUCAAUCACUUCUAUCUUCACCUGGUCUUCUAUAAACUUUUUAAACCAUCUGCCAAACCAGAAGCUAACAAGACUUGUGCUUGUAAUCAGGGGUGGACUGACAACUCAUGGGGCCCCCGGGCAAUAGGGGAUCAUGGGGCCCCUGUGUCUUUGCCCAAACUCAAAAAAGCCUAUGAAAAAGGUACCAGGGGCAUCUCAUGGGGCCCCCUACUCACCCUGGGCCCUCGGGCAGUCCCCGAGUUUCCAAAUGGUCAGUCCGCCCCUGCUCUGGGGAUAUCUCCCUGAAACCCUGGUCCUCCAAUA